AUGGAGACAUAUUACGGACACGUCCGCACCCCAGCGGACGCCAUCAUUCUCUUCGAGGCCUGUCGCAUUGGUCUGUUGCCGCGAGUACAGCGUCGACUAUCAGAGAAGGAGCGACAGUCAAUUCGAUCGGGUUCAGUAUUCGUCUGGGAUGAGCGGGAAGCAGGCAUGCGACGAUGGACCGACGGCAAAUCAUGGAGUGCGAGUCGGGUCUCUGGCAGCUUCUUGACGUAUCGUGAGAUGGAAGGCAAGCGUGGUGGAGGUGCAGUGCCCCAGAGUUCAGUAUCACGACCAGGGAAGACGCCGGAGAGCAGAGGUAGCGACGACGAUCGAGGUGACGGAACCGAUGAAGGCCCGGAUGGAUAUCGGUAUAAGCCCGAUGGUCUCAUGAAGCAAUCCUUCAGUAUCACCACUUCCACUGGCCAACACCUUCACCUGAUCAGCUACUACUCUCGCUCUCAUCCGUCCGCUGCCAACCUUCAACAACCAACCACCGAUCCAGCUCUUCGACAUGUUCGGCCUCAAAAAGGUCUGUACCCGGAGUCAACGGUCAACGAUCAGCAGAACCUCCCGGUGGUGACUCGAGGACCGAUGCCUGGCGCUGCCGCCUACCCUAUCACACCUCACCCUAUGGGUGGCUUCCCUCGCACGAAUCCCGGCCACGGUCAGCCUUAUACCCAACUACAUCACCCUUGGCCUCCUACCCCGUUGGCUACUCCACCGACUGUUGCAGUGCCAUACCCCGGUGCUGCCUACCUACCACCUGUUGCUGCAGCUAACGGGUCCCCAUAUGGGCCCCCUCAGCACCAACCUCCACCUCACCUCCCGCCCUCUGCCCAUGGUCUACCACCUCCCCCUCAUGGUAUGGCAAUCCCAUUCGACCGACCGGGCCAUCACGAGGCUGCACUACCCCCAGCGGGUCCCCCAUCAGCUGCAGCUCCCUACCCGGGACGUUCACCUCGAUCCCUGCACCAGCCACCACCUGAGCAGAGGAGUCCUCGGACGUACGGUCAACCAAUCUCAGAUCCGCGCAUGGCCUCACCUAGGAAUCCUCCGGGAUCUAUCUUGCAGCCUAACGGAGCCAUGCACAGCCCACAGUUGCCGAAGCAGACCCCACCCACUGCAGUUCGACAGCUUGGGCCUAUUGGCACUCCCCCUAAACAAGAACCAGGCACCGUGCCUGGUAUCAGUUCGCUCAUGAGCGGCACAUCUCUUGCCCCGAUCACGUCGGCUGGGUCUCCUGCUGGUGGCCCUGGAAGCCCGCCUGGUGCUCGUCCUCCAAUCACCGGCGACGGCCCCCGUGAUAUCCCCAACGACAAGAUCGGGUUCGGAGGAGAGGACGUGCGAGCCCUGCGCCAGCUAGACCGGGUGUUCAUCUAA
Molecule: messenger RNA, 1377 nt
Organism: Penicillium cataractarum
Lineage: Eukaryota; Fungi; Ascomycota; Eurotiomycetes; Eurotiales; Aspergillaceae
Product: camp independent regulatory protein
Exons: 1
Coding region: 1-1377 (458 amino acids)
Molecular function (GO): DNA binding
Source: RefSeq, a predicted model, not a curated record